AGGAAGUUUUGCAGCCAAGCAACUGCUAUAGUUCAUCAAUUCUUUCAAUGAUCCUUCUUUGAGCAACUUGCGGGAUCUUGAUUCAAGUCAUUCUGCUCGUGUGGCGUUUCUACCAAAACGAUGAUCAGCGUGCGCACAUACUGUCUCUUUUCCAUUCUAGCCACUGUUGCAUGCAUUACGCAUGCAGUGCAGGUGCGAAAGCAAUUUUAUCCCAUCGUUGUUCAUCUUGGGACGAACAAGCUCUGCGUGACGGUGAUGGGAAACAUGGUCUUCGUGGCUGCCUUAAUCUUCGCGCAAUUUGUGCGCAAGAUCUUUCUCGGUUCUUUGCGACCAACUGAAGAGCUUCGCCUCUACGAGAAGAUUUGGUUUGCCGUCACCGAGACUUGUCUGGCUCUCACCAUAUUCCGAGAGGAGUUGAAGUUUCGCUUUGUCUUUCUGUUCACAGUUCUCUUGUUUGUCAAAGUCUUUCAUUGGCUGUCACAAUUCCGCGUGGAGCAUUUCCAUACGGAGCUUGCGGUCUCUACUUUGACUCACAUCCGAAUUUUGAUGCUGAUGGGAAUCUUGUUCACUACUGAUUGUUUCUUCUUUGUUUGGCAAGCUAAAACCCUUCUCUUGGAAGGCCCUUCCUUCCUGAUUCUAUUUGCAUUCGAAUACGUGAUACUCGCGAGCACGAUCACAACGACCUUCUUGAAGUACAUGCUCUAUGUCAUUGACAUGAGACGACAUGGAAGGUGGUCGAACAAGGCAGUUUACAGCUUCUAUUUGAAUCUCAUCAGUGACCUCUUUCAGCUCUUCGUGUAUCUGAUCUUCUUCUCAAUCGUCUUGUCCUUUUACGGAAUUCCACUACACAUUGUCAGGGACCUCUACAACACGUUUGGGAACUUUAAGAAGCGGAUUGCUGAUUUCAUUCGCUAUCGAAGAGUGAUUGUCAACAUGAACACGAGGUUCCCCAACGCCACGGCAGAAGAGCUCUCUAGGAUGGAUCACACUUGCAUCAUCUGCAGAGAAGAGAUGCAGCCCCCUCACGCCAAGAAGUUGCCCUGCGGUCACAUCUUCCACUUCGAUUGCCUGAGAUCCUGGUUGGAGGAGCACAGCCAGUGCCCGACGUGUCGUAUGCAAGUUGAGAUUGACAACGCCCAGCCAGUGCCAGCACAAGCCGAAGAAGCAGCAGGCGAGCGAGAGGUGCAGAACCAGCGACAAGAGCAGGUGAGAGAGUCAGAGAGGAGGCGCUGCUGA
Guillardia theta CCMP2712 is the source of this 1236-nucleotide messenger RNA. It is a transcript of the gene HRD1, whose product is annotated as HRD1-like protein. Lineage: Eukaryota; Cryptophyceae; Pyrenomonadales; Geminigeraceae. The record is from RefSeq and is a predicted model, not a curated record. The transcript is spliced from 3 exons. Bases 121 to 1236 code for a protein of 371 amino acids.